Adineta ricciae is the source of this 939-nucleotide messenger RNA. The record is from the annotation of a GenBank genome assembly. NCBI's taxonomy places the organism in Eukaryota, Metazoa, Rotifera, Eurotatoria, Adinetida, Adinetidae.
AUGAUUAUUUUACGAGUAUCCAUUGUUCUUCUUUGUAUUUGUUUCUAUCACAUAUCUUCUGAUCGUGUCUCGUCAACAACUGCACGAUGUAAACGACAGAUCAGUAAAGCGUCUGGCUGUAUUCUCACACCACAGGCUGUUGAAGGACCGUACUACUGGAAUGCUACUAUCCGCCAAAAUAUCACAGAAGGCAAAGCUGGUAUUGCACUUCGCCUCUCUGUCUAUGUCACCGAUACAAACAACUGCACACCUCUGGUCAACGCACUCGUUGAUCUCUGGCACUGCGAUGCAGUGGGAAUCUACUCGCACUACAUCGCAGCGAGUCAAGGUGUUCAAAACGGUGCAAACGAUAAUCAGACAUUCUUCCGAGGAUUGACUCUAACGGAUGGAAACGGUAUUGCAACAUUCAAUACAAUCUACCCAGGAUGGUACACAGGUCGUGCAACACACAUUCACCUCAAAGUACACGUUGGAAUGAAUGUGACAAGCAAUACUAGUGGAACAUACUCAGGCGGCCAUGUGUCACACACGGGUCAACUUUUCUUCAACGAUACGCUCACCGAUUCGGUCGCACUCAUGUCACCUUACUCGACACAUACGAUCGUCCGAACUCGAAACUCAGAAGAUAAUAUCUAUGCCUCAUCGAAUGGGUCAGUGACACUGUUAUCAAUCACGCAGAACUCGGAGACCAGUUGGACUGGGGUAGUGACAAUUGGUGUGAACUCAACUGCUACACCAAGUGCAGUUAGUAAUGGUGGUGGCAUGCCACCUAAUGGCACAAAUAUGGGGACACCGAUGCGCAACACAAGUGCAGUCAUUGCAACAGUUACUGUAACUACAUCGGCAUCUGCGUUUGCAUCUACAUUAGUUUUCGGAAUACAAGCUUCAUUCUACAUUUCUAUACUAAAUCUUCUGUAUGUGUUCUUAUUAGAAAUAUAG